CAAAUACAAUGUUGAUGAAGGAGUACCGCAUCUGCAUGCCUCUCACAGUGGAGGAGUACCGCGUGGGACAGCUGUAUAUGAUCAGCAAACACAGCCAUGAGCAGAGCGAGCGCGGGGAGGGCGUUGAGGUCGUCCAGAAUGAACCCUAUCAAGAUCCAGAGCAUGGGGAAGGCCAGUUCACAGAGAAACGAAUCUACCUCAACAAUAAGUUGCCGAGUUGGGCCAGAGCUGUCGUCCCCCGGAUUUUCUAUGUCACUGAAAAGGCUUGGAAUUAUUAUCCAUACACGAUUACAGAGUACACAUGCUCCUUUCUGCCCAAGUUCUCCAUCCACAUCGAAACUAAGUAUGAAGACAACAAAGGCAACAAUGACCAUAUCUUUGGCGGGGAGCCCAGAGAGGAGGAAACCGAAGUGUGCGUCGUGGAUAUUGCUUACGACGAGGUCCCGGAGCGCCACUACAAAGAGGCAGAGGAUCUGCGUUAUUUCAAGUCCAAAAAGACUGAGCGCGGUUUGCUUCCAGAGGGAUGGAUGGACACCCAGGACCCCAUCAUGUGUUCCUACAAACUCGUCACGGUCAAGUUUGAAGUGUGGGGAUUACAAACUCGGGUGGAACAGUUUGUACACAAGGUGAUUCGAGAUGUGUUGCUGUUAGGACACAGGCAAGCCUUCGCCUGGAUUGAUGAGUGGAUAGAUAUGACCAUGGAAGAGGUCCGUGAGUAUGAACGAGCCACACAAGAAGCCACAAACCAAAAAAUUGGCUCAUUCCCUCCAGCCAUCUCCAUUACCGAGACCCCAUUACCAAUGAACUCCCGCAAUGGUCCCAACAGCGCUCCCUCCACACCCCUCACCACCGAAGCACCCGAUUUCCUCUCUGUCCCCAAAGAGCGACCCAGGAAGAAGUCAGCACCUGAGACUUUGACCCUGCCUGAUCCAGGACGGCGGGACUCCCUUUUUAAGCUACCCAGUUUUUUCUCGUGGAAUUCCAGUCCACAGCCCGAAUGAGAACAGGCGGGUGACCAAGCCAGUGUUGUAUCUCUAAAUGUCCCGUGGAUCAGAGGAGGAUGACUGCACAGCACAUCUCCUAAACGCCCCUCUGCCAGCUCCGGUGAAGCAGACUUUUCACUGCCCUGGUGAUCCUAGCUCCCCCCGCGCUCCAGAAGACAUGCCGGUGACGCUGAUACAUGCCAGAUACUGCUGUCUGAAAGCUGAUGAGGCACGCAACCUAUAGAGGAGAGGUUCUUCCACAGAAAUCAUCAGAGAGUUUUUGCUGCAUAAAUUCAACAAUAGUUUACAUUCCUACUAG
Molecule: messenger RNA, 1302 nt
Organism: Boleophthalmus pectinirostris (great blue-spotted mudskipper)
Lineage: Eukaryota; Metazoa; Chordata; Actinopteri; Gobiiformes; Gobiidae
Gene: pitpnc1a
Product: phosphatidylinositol transfer protein cytoplasmic 1a
Exons: 9
Coding region: 9-1001 (330 amino acids)
Biological process (GO): phospholipid transport
Cellular component (GO): cytoplasm
Molecular function (GO): phosphatidylinositol transfer activity; phosphatidylinositol binding
Source: RefSeq, a predicted model, not a curated record